GAUCGAUUUGCUCUUCGAUUUUAUAUAGACAAACAUACACGACAAGCCUCCCAUUCCCACCUCCUUUCGAGUUGAUCCAGCGCCGCCAUGGCUCAGAGGAUUGCCGCUGGAGUGCUGUUCCUUGCUCUGGCUUCGCUUCCCGCGCUCUCUGCGGCGGCUCGCGCCUUCUUCGUGUUCGGCGACUCCCUCGUCGACAACGGCAACAACAACUUCCUCGCCACCACCGCGCGCGCCGACCAGCCGCCCUACGGCAUCGACACUCCCAGCCGCCGCCCCACCGGCCGCUUCUCCAACGGCAAGAACGUCCCCGACAUUGUCAGCGAGUACAUCGGAUCGGAGCCCACGCUGCCGUACCUGAGCCCCGAACUCCAAGGAGAGCGACUCCUGGUCGGCGCGAACUUCGCUUCCGCGGGCAUCGGGAUCCUCAACGACACCGGAUUCCAAUUUGCGAACAUCAUCAGGAUCACGAAGCAGCUUCAGUACUUCGAGCAGUACCAGCAGCGGCUGAGCUCGGUGGUGGGGCAGCCGGCGGCGAAGCGGCUGGUGAACGACGCGCUGGUCCUGAUCACCCUCGGCGGCAACGACUUCGUCAACAACUACUACCUCGUCCCCUACUCCCUCCGCUCCCGCCAGUUCUCCCUCCCGGACUACGUCCGCUACCUCAUCUCCGAGUACAAGAAGAUCCUCACGAGGUUGUACGAGCUGGGGUCCCGGCGGGUGCUGGUGACGGGGGUGGGACCGCUGGGGUGCGUGCCGGCCGAGCUGGGGCUGCGGAGCCUGACGGGCAGGUGCGACCCGGAGCUGCAGCGGGUGCCGGACUUGUACAACCCGCAGAUGAUCGCCCUGCUGGGGGACCUCAACGCCCAGUUCGGCGCCGACGUCUUCGUCGCCGUCAACGCCUACAAGAUGCACAUGGACUUCAUCACCAACCCACAAUCUUUCGGUUUCGUCACAUCGAAGAUAGCUUGCUGUGGCCAAGGCCCUUACAAUGGAAUCGGGCUUUGUACUAUCCUAUCGAACUUGUGUCCAAAUCGAGACAUCUAUGCUUUUUGGGAUGCAUUUCACCCGACUGAACGAGCUAACCGGAUCAUAGUGAGCCAGUUCAUGGCCGGAACCAAUGAAUACAUGAAUCCCAUGAACUUGAGCUCCAUCCUAGCCAUGGACACUCGCACUUGACUCGAUUUCCAUCAAUGGGUCAAGAUUAGCCAGCUAGUAAUUAAUCAUUAAUGUGAUGGUUGUUUAUUAGUUUAGUUUUAAGGCUAAUUAGAGAGGGUUAGUGGUAUUAAUUGCGAGUAAUUCGACCUAAAUAGAGGGAGGACCAUUUACAUAUGCUUGUAGACAACUUGAUCAGUGUCUUGUUAUUGUGGAAUUUAUUAUGUGUUAUGCUUUACAAGCUAGGAAUAA
Zingiber officinale is the source of this 1404-nucleotide messenger RNA. RefSeq names its product GDSL esterase/lipase At5g33370-like. The record is from RefSeq and is a predicted model, not a curated record. Lineage: Eukaryota; Viridiplantae; Streptophyta; Magnoliopsida; Zingiberales; Zingiberaceae. Gene Ontology annotation, molecular function: hydrolase activity, acting on ester bonds. The coding region runs from base 88 to 1176 and encodes 362 amino acids. The transcript has 5 exons.